UGUUGAUCAUUUCGGAUGACGUCUACAGCCUUGCGCAGCCGCAGCCCGGUAGGAGAAGAUGGUGCUUAUCAAGGAAUACCGCGUGAUCCUACCGAUCUCUGUGCAAGAGUACCAAGUUGGUCAGCUGUUCACCGUAGCUGAGGCCAGUAAGAAUGAGACGGGGGGAGGAGAAGGCAUUGAGGUGCUGAUUAAUGAACCCUAUGAGGAAGAGGGAGAGAAGGGACAGUACACACAUAAAGUUUACCAUCUGAAGAGUAAAGUCCCAGGCUGGUUGAGGUAUAUUGCACCAGAGGGAGCAUUAGUUUUCCAUGAAAAAGCCUGGAAUGCCUACCCAUACUGUCGCACCGUUAUAACGAACGAGUAUAUGAAAGAUGACUUCCUGAUAAAGAUUGAGACGUGGCACAAACCUGACAUGGGAACUCUAGAAAACGUGCAUGACUUGGAUGGUCCUACGUGGAAGACAGUGGAGGUGAUUCCCAUCGACAUCGCAGACAAAGAUGUGGUGGCCCAUGGGGAUUAUAAAGCAGAGGAGGAUCCUGCUCUGUUCAAAUCUACAAAGACAGGCAGAGGACCGCUCUCACCUGAAUGGAAGAACGAUCUGAUGAACAAGACCGACUGUCCUAAGAUGUGUGCCUACAAACUGGUCACUGUCAAGUUCAAGUGGUGGGGCCUGCAGACCAAAGUAGAGAACUUUAUCCAGAAGCAAGAGAAGCGUAUUUUCACUAACUUCCAUCGCCAGUUGUUCUGUUGGAUUGACAACUGGGUGGAGCUGACCAUGGCAGACAUCCGACGAAUGGAGGAAGAGACCAAGAAAGAGCUGGAAGAGCUGCGUAGUUCAGGUCAGGUUCGAGGCAUGAGUGCUGCUCACGAGCAGUGAGGUCGACCAACCAAACCCUUCCAUGAUGAUGAUGUCACCAAGCUCACAAAGAAGAGGAAGUCAGCUGCACUACUUCCUGUCUCCCAUGAUUCAUAUAGGGGUUUGUCCUGAUUGGUCAAUAGUAGUGUACCGACCCCCAAUCACACGCCUCCUAUUCACACUUAAAAAACGAUUUGCACAGAAAGUAAAUUUAAAUUGCCAGUUAAUUAUGAGACAGGCUUCAUUUGUAUCCAAGCCAAUCCUUUUAAUCAGACUAGAAUGUUAUUUUACAGUCCUCAAUAUAUGUUAUAGUUUCCCCCUAAAUUGGAAACGGAUCACUUAUUGGACCAAUUUGUUUUUGUUGUAAGUAUUUUGUUUCCUGUUGGAUACUGUAUCUGUCAUGGCUCUAGUUGGCUUCAUCCUUGUUUCGGUCUCCUCCCUCGAGACUAAGAUCUGUAUAAACCCUUAUCCGAGGUGUAGGGGUCUGCAGACUUGUAAUAAGUCCAAAAUGGCACGCUAUUCCAUAUAGUGCACUACUUCUGGCCAGAGGGCUUGGUCUGACAUGGGUGCCAUUUGGGAAGUUGAUUUAGCACCUCAACCCCUGUCUGACAGGUGGCUGGAGGAUGUUUUUUUGAUUUGACCCUAUCCGGGCCUGUAGCUAUCUCUUGUAGAACAUGGUUGAGUGGUUUGACAUGCAUGUAUACGAUUCUUGCCCUCUGACCGAUUUUGUUGCCAUUUGUUGUUGCAUUGCUGUCCUUUGAUCCGAUGUGUUUUCCUUUUUAAUGUGUUAAGGUUUUAAACAUUUCAUCCAUUGUUUGCCCCAAGUGAGUGUUUGCUGAGUUCAUACAUUUCAGAGCUGCUAGAUCAGCUGUCACUUGUACCUGUAGUUCAGGUGUCAUUCUACUGGGAUGAUGGAGAACAGAUGGAAUUAAACCCUCCUGCCCCUUUUGCUUUCUGCUUACCUGUAGUCACGUCACUAAUGACUUCGGGGCUAGAAUUUGGUGGCGUUGAAAUACUUAAAAGUAUUUGAUAGAUACCCAGGUCUGCUGCACCGUUAAGAGGGACAGAAAUAGAUUGCCCUUGUGACUGAUGUCUCUAGCUGUCCUGUGGGACAACCAGUUUCUACCACUGUAGUGUUGACUGUCCUCUUAUUUCAUAUUCACGGUUAUAAAACAUGGUCAGGUCCACUCCAGAGGAGUAGUUCCCAAACUCUUUCCUGGGGCCCCCUGGUGGGGGGCAGGACCGUGUUUGGGGAAAACCCUGUUCUAGAUGACCUCUAUCUCCAGUACUGUAAUUAUAUAUAGUAGGGAGCUGGCUCAAAUGGCACCCUGUUCCCUAUAUGUAGUGCACAUAUAGUAGAUAGGGUGUUGAGGUUUAGAAUAGGUUGUAUUACUCUUGAAGUUUGUCAGAUCAGUGGGCAGUCCAGACACUGCUCUGACAGGUUAGGAUUGGAGAAAGUAAUGUUCCUAGAGCUGUGACUUAGGUCAAAUGUUCCGCUUUCAGCCAUACUGUAGUUAUUACCCCUGUGAAUGUAGUGUGUCUAUGGGAUAAUGCAUGUCUUAGUAUGCAAAGAAAAUAUUUUUGUGUGGAUAAUCACACAUUCUCCAUCAGCGCAACCAUGUAGCUACCUGCUGCAGCAUUACAGAUAAGGAUAUUUGAUGAAGUAUCUACUUAAACUAACUGAGAAUUGAUAGUUUAUCCCGUUAUCUUGUUUUACAUUUUGAUCUCCAGGAUCAUGAAGCCUUGGAGUGAGAGAGACACUUAAAAGGAUAAGUUGUAUUCUUUUGUCCAUUGUGUUUCUCCUAUUUUUUUGGGAUGUUUUUUGUUGUUGAUUUUAGCCGUUCCUGUUGGGUCGCACAGCUGCAUCUACACAGGCAGCCCAGUUGAUAUAUUUUUCCCUCCACAUCCCAUCAGCUCAUCUGGCUGGUCAAAAGAUGAGAAUUGGGCUGCCUGUGUAGAUGCAGUCAAUGUGACCCAUAACGAGUCUUUAUAGAAGUACCAGUGAUGUGAGCCAGGGUUAGAAAGGCCUAAUGGAGCAUCACUUCACUCAGUCCUGGGGGUCCCCAGAGGUGCCCCUUUUUCAUUCCAUCCCUAAAACUGAAUUAACUCGUUUUCACCAAGCCACUGAUUACUUUAAUCAGGUGUGUUAGUGAUGAGCUGGAGAAAAACUGUGUACCCCCCCCCCAGGAAUGGAUUGAGAAACACUGGCCAUCAGUCCAUUGUAUCUGUAUGGUCAUCAUGCCUAAGCACUUGCAAAAUAAAUUUCAACAAUGCAUAUAAAUGUAUAUUUUCUGAUCAUGUAGUGAAUGUAAAAUGUUAAUAUUUUUGUUUUUCACAGCUUCUGAGCUGUGGCAAGGUCUAGACAAUAACAGAAUAUCUAUUAAAAUUUAACACAAAACUCCA
This is a messenger RNA of Oncorhynchus masou masou (cherry salmon), 3259 nucleotides long. Its product is annotated as phosphatidylinositol transfer protein beta isoform-like. The transcript is spliced from 10 exons. Gene Ontology annotation, molecular function: phosphatidylcholine intramembrane carrier activity; phosphatidylcholine binding; phosphatidylinositol transfer activity. Bases 59 to 877 code for a protein of 272 amino acids. NCBI's taxonomy places the organism in Eukaryota, Metazoa, Chordata, Actinopteri, Salmoniformes, Salmonidae. The record is from RefSeq and is a predicted model, not a curated record. Gene Ontology annotation, biological process: phospholipid transport. Gene Ontology annotation, cellular component: cytoplasm.